Molecule: messenger RNA, 702 nt
Organism: Penicillium cinerascens
Lineage: Eukaryota; Fungi; Ascomycota; Eurotiomycetes; Eurotiales; Aspergillaceae
Exons: 2
Coding region: 1-702 (233 amino acids)
Source: RefSeq, a predicted model, not a curated record
AUGGCCUUCUCAGAGGCCAUUGAAGACGAUAAACCAGCCAGUGCAGCAGAGACAGUCGAUCGAUUUGCCAGUGGCAAGCUGCGAGCCUGCCAACUGUGCAGUUCCAAGAAGAAGCGCUGCACGCAUAGGGGCGGCGACCACGGCGUCGUCGGCGAGACCGACCUCACCAUGAAUACCAGGCUGCGAAAGCGAGAGCAAGGUGAAGCCUCCGUAAGAGAAACCCAACCUCACUUUCCGUCUUUAUUCUCUCUGAAAUUUCCCAAACUUACACUCAUCAAGGUCACUGACACCAGCCACGCCAAAAGUCCUUCUUCACCUGCUUCCACAUCUUCUACCACCGAUACCAACGAGAUGGAGAAGUUCAACGGGCGCCACAAGCGCUCGGUUUCAGUCAAGUCCGCAAGGAAGAAUGCUGAGUCGACCGCGCCGGCAAAGACCGCCACUACCAAGACCACCAGGGCCACCAAUGGCGAGACAGCCGCCUCGAAUGCCACUGUCCCCGAGCCGCCCACCGACAUGCUGAGGGGCUCCAUUGCCCUGUCUGUCCAUUCCGUCUACGCACAUGAGCUUCAGCAGCGGCUGGAUGAUUUCGAGGCCAAGUUUGAGGCUAGUAUGGCUGCACACGAAGCCACCAAGGAGGCUGCCCAGGCUGUUCGCGAAACUGUCCACGGCUGGGUCGAUGCCUGGACCUCCGGCCGGUGA